CCAAGAGGAUGCAUCUUUUAAAAGUAUAACAAAAUAGAUUUCGGUAUCUAAUUUCGUUAGAUUUUAUAAUUAAUCUAGGAUUUUUUUAAUGUUCAUUAAAAAAUUGCAAUGACUCUGAUGUCAUAAUUAUAUAAAUAGUGAGUUUUUUAACGUUAAAAGUGUAUAGUUAAUAGAACGAUUUAUUGACGCUGUUACAAAAGAGGUUAUCUUAAAAUUUAUUUAUUAAAAAUAAAAUGCCUUUAAUUAUAAUAACAGGUAUUCCUUGUAGUAGCAAAACUACAAGAACUUUACAACUGAAAGAAUAUUUCGAAAAUGAAAUGAAAAAACGGGUAGAUAUAAUUAAUGAAAUCAAUGUGAUUUAUAAAGCAGGUUAUGAUAGAAACUCAUUUUAUUCUGAUUCUAAAAAAGAAAAAUGUAUCAGAAGCAAUAUCAAAUCUACGGCGCAGAGGAUAUUGAAUCCAAACGAUGUACUAAUAAUAGAUGGUAGCAAUUAUAUUAAAGGAUAUCGCUAUGAAAUAUACUGUAUGUCUAAAUUGUAUAAAACACCGCAGUGUACAAUACAUUGUGAUAUACCUGUUGAGCAUGCUUGGCUGUGGAAUGAAAGAAGACCGCUAUCUGAACAAUAUAGCAGAGAAAUAUUUGAUGCGCUUGUAAUGAGGUAUGAAACACCAGAUAGUAAAAAUCGAUGGGAUGCUCCAUUAUUUUCUGUGAUGCCGGAAGAUGAUUUAAAUUUCAACGAUAUUUACAAGUCCCUCUAUGAAGUUAAGGCACCUAAACCAAAUCAAAGCACACAAUGUCCACCUUUAUCAUCCACGAAUUAUUUAUACGAUUUGGACAGAAUAACACAAGAUAUUACUAGUGCAAUAUUAUCGGCUAAACAACUGGGAAUCGAAAAUGAUGUCAAAAUUCCUCAAUAUGGCUUAACGGUACAAAAAACAGGUAAUACGCCUCAAAUGAUGAGAUUGCGAAGGCAAUUUUUAACAUAUAGUAAAAUGCAUCAAAUUGAUACUAAUCAAAUAGCACUAUUAUUUGUACAGUAUCUUAAUAAAAGCUUAUAAAGUAUAAACUGCAAA
This is a messenger RNA of Polistes dominula (European paper wasp), 1073 nucleotides long. Its product is annotated as protein KTI12 homolog. The record is from RefSeq and is a predicted model, not a curated record. NCBI's taxonomy places the organism in Eukaryota, Metazoa, Arthropoda, Insecta, Hymenoptera, Vespidae.